This is a messenger RNA of Ziziphus jujuba (common jujube), 1975 nucleotides long. Its product is annotated as tRNA-dihydrouridine(16/17) synthase [NAD(P)(+)]. NCBI's taxonomy places the organism in Eukaryota, Viridiplantae, Streptophyta, Magnoliopsida, Rosales, Rhamnaceae. The transcript has 3 exons. Bases 16 to 1527 code for a protein of 503 amino acids. Gene Ontology annotation, molecular function: tRNA dihydrouridine synthase activity; flavin adenine dinucleotide binding. Gene Ontology annotation, biological process: tRNA processing. The record is from RefSeq and is a predicted model, not a curated record.
CUAAACCAGAAACCCAUGAUUGAUCUCGAGGAAGCCCAACAUCGAUCAAAAACAAAUUUGCCAUCGUUUUUGCCUAGUGAGGGUGAUAAUGGAUCCACCAGAUUUAAACCCGCCCAAAAACCAAGCCCUAAAACCUCAGCAAAGAGCAAAACUGGUUCGGUUUGCAUUCCUCUAUUUGGCGGCGAUGGGUUCGUUCAGCGUCUUCAUCGUUCGCUCAUGAAAUUUAAAACCCCAGCUCUCUCAAUCUUCUCUUGCAAAACCCUAUCCAAAACCACCAAAUCUCUCAUGGCUUCCACUAUCACCCAAACCCAAACCCAGACCCUUCAAUCGGAUCCACCAGAGGAUAUCGACGACACCCUCUGCUGUGGCCAGCCACGAGAAGAGCGUAACGGAGAGCAAGAAAUUCCUUUUGCCCAGCCUGACGCGGCGUCGUUUGGCUCUGGCUCUCCGAGUCGGUGCUUGGGCGGACAGUCGCACAUUGAACGAGCAUGGGCUCAUUGGUCUGCGCUGGGACGCCCCAAGCUGAUUGUGGCGCCAAUGGUGGACAAUUCUGAGCUGCCCUUUCGAAUGCUUUGCCGCAAGUAUGGUGCUGAGGCUGCCUACACGCCCAUGUUACACUCUCGCAUUUUCACAGAGAAUGAGAAGUAUCGUAGCCAAGAAUUUACCACUUGCAAGGAGGAUCGUCCUUUAUUUGUUCAAUUUUGUGCCAAUGAUCCAGACAUUUUACUGGAAGCUGCACGUAGAGUAGAACCUUAUUGUGAUUAUGUUGACAUUAAUUUGGGGUGUCCUCAGCGUAUUGCUAGGCGGGGAAACUAUGGAGCUUUCCUAAUGGAUAAUCUUCCCCUUGUAAAAUCUCUUGUACAAAAAUUGGCCCUCAACCUUCAGGUUCCUGUGUCAUGCAAAAUCCGUGUCUUUCCAAAUUUACAGGACACAAUCAACUAUGCAAGGAUGCUUGAAGAUGCUGGUUGCUCUCUCUUAGCUGUCCAUGGCCGAACAAGAGAAGAAAAAGACCAGAAGAAAGUUCGGGCUGACUGGAAUGCAAUCAGGGCUGUUAAAAACUCUGUCAGGAUCCCUGUGCUUGCCAAUGGAAACAUAAGGCAUCUGGAUGAUGUUCAGAACUGUUUGGAAGUCACUGGUGCUGAGGGGGUGCUUUCUGCUGAGUCUCUUCUUGAGAACCCAGCUCUUUUUGCUGGAUACCAAACUGCUGAAUUGGCAGUGGGGAAUGAAGAAAGCAAUAAUGGUAGGAAACUGGACCAAGCUGAUCUAUUGGUGGAGUACUUGAAGUAUUGUGAACAAUACGCUGUUCCAUGGAGAAUGAUCCGUGCUCACGUGCACAAAAUGUUGGGGCAUUGGUUCAGGCUCCAUCCACAUGUAAGAGAGGAUCUCAAUGCACAAUCCAGACUGACUUUUGAGUUUCUUUACAGUCUGGUGGAUCAACUUAGGGAGCUGGAUGUAAGAAUUCCACUCUACUAUAAAGACACUCAUAUACGAAGAGUUUCAACAGAUGGCUUGGCUACGGGAACUUGAUACAAUCAUAUGAAGAACAAGUUGUUCGUCCCUAGAAUUUGAAUCACCUCAAGGUCAGAACCAGGGAUCAGGUUUUUACUUAUAUUUCUGUCAUCAUAACACAGGUUACUGCUGUCUGAAUAUCCGGUUUUAGGUUCUAUAGUGUUAACUAACAUGCCCAUGUACUAGCAGAUUAAAAUGCUGCAUAAUUCUUUUACUGAUAUAUAUAGCUCAGUUUUGAGGCCAAAGAAGAAAAUAAGAUAAAUUGAGAAAAAAAUUUGUGGACCAGUCACCCUCGAUUUUAGGCAUCAUACAAAUGACAAACGGUGUAGAUGUAUUACUUUGGGAGGAUUAUGAUUGUUUCCCUGGAAAUUAACUUUCAUUAUCUUUGAAAUGUCUCGUAAGAUUGCUGUAAUCUCUACGUAUCUUUGGUUUAAAUUUUCCAGCUUGUGUUUUAUUUAGUUCAUUC